Messenger RNA from Myiozetetes cayanensis, 3919 nucleotides. RefSeq names its product laminin subunit beta 3 (gene LAMB3). The record is from RefSeq and is a predicted model, not a curated record. The transcript is spliced from 22 exons. Lineage: Eukaryota; Metazoa; Chordata; Aves; Passeriformes; Tyrannidae. The coding region runs from base 1 to 3501 and encodes 1166 amino acids.
AUGGAGUCUCGCUGCCAGCUUUGGCCGUGGGCAUUAUUUGUCCUGCUGGCUGCCCCACAGCUGCUGGAUGCACAGCAAGCCUGUUCCCAGGGAGCCUGCUACCCCCCUUCUGGAGACCUGCUGCUGGGACGAGCCCACCACCUGACAGCCUCCUCCACCUGCGGCCUCAGCAGGCCUGAGACGUACUGCACACCCCAUGGAGAGUGGAGCAUGAAAUGCUGCAGGUGUGACUCCCGUUUGCCACACACCUACAACGGCCACCGGGUGGCCAAUGUCCUGUCCUCGGCCGGACACGCGCGCUGGUGGCAAUCCCAGAACGGUGCCGAGCGCGUUUCUCUGCAGCUGGACCUGGACCAGACCUUCCAGCUGGGCAGUGUUGUGCUGCUCUUCAGGUCUCCUCUUCCCGCUGCGAUGCUGAUUGAGCGCUCCACCGACCACGGCAGGACCUGGCAGGUGUACCAGUACCUGGCCUCUGACUGUGCCACCGCCUUCCCCCACGUGCCACGGGGCUCCCCCGAGAGCUGGCAGGACACUCGGUGCCAGCCCCUGCAGGGGCACCCCAUGCAGGGGGGCAAGGUGACAUUCAGUGUCCAAGACCUGGCAUCUACAAUCAGCACCUCCUACAGCCAGGCUGUUGAUAAGCUGGGGCGGUUCACGAACCUGCGGAUCAACUUCACGGGGCUGCCGCACAUCCCACGCCAGGGGUACCACUCCCCCAGCACCUUCUACGCCGUGACAGAGAUGAGGGUGAUGGGGAGCUGCUUCUGCCACGGACACGCCGACCGCUGUGCCCCUUCUGGAGGCCAGCACCCCACGGUCCAUGGGCACUGUGUGUGCCAGCACAACACGGCCGGUCCCCACUGCGAGCGCUGCGCCGACCUCUACAACGCCCGGCCCUGGGCACCCGCCGAGGACCACGAUCCCCACGAGUGCCAGAGGUGCGACUGCAAUGGUCACUCGGCCUCGUGCCACUUCGACCCCGAGCUGUACCGGGCCACUGGAGGGGCCAGCGGGGGGGUGUGUGACGACUGCCAGCACAACACUGAAGGCAACAACUGUGAGCGCUGCAAACCCAACUAUUUCCGCAACCAGCAGCAGGAUCUCACCCACCCUGAAGCCUGUCUGCCCUGUGAGUGUGACCCCGAUGGCACCGUGCCGGGCUCUGCCUGUGACCCGCUGACAGGGCGCUGUGUCUGCAAGGAGAACGUGCAGGGGGAUCGCUGCCACCUCUGCAAACCAGGCUUCACCCAGCUGGCCAACCCCAACCCCUUGGGGUGCCGCAGAUGCACCUGCAACGCUCUGGGAACACGGCAGGACGUGCCCUGUGAUGAUGAGACCGGGAGGUGCUUCUGUUUGCCCAACGUGGUGGGCAACGACUGCGACCAGUGCGCGGCCGAGCACUGGGACAUGGGCAGCGGGCAGGGCUGCCGGCCCUGUGACUGCCACCCCCGCGGCUCCCACAGCCCCCACUGCAACCAGUUCUCAGGGCAGUGUCCGUGCAGAGAAGGGUUCACAGGACGGACGUGCUCGGCCAUGCAGGAGCAGCUGUGCCCAGACAGGCACUACAGAGACGCCCGGGGGGGCUGCACAGAGUGCGACUGCGACUUCCAGGGCACGGAGAGGGCGGGCUGUGACAAGGCCACGGGGCAGUGCCUCUGCCGCCCGGGGGUCACCGGCCACCGCUGCGACCAGUGCCAGCGGGGCCACUGCAGCACCUACCCCGAGUGCCAGCUGUGCCACCCCUGCUUCCAGACCCACGACGGGGACAUCCAGCGCCUGCGCCUGCGCCAGGCCGGGCUCGGCAACUCCACCUCCCGGCUGCCCGUCGGGAGCGGGGGGUCCCACCUCGGCCCCCGCCUCGCCCAGGCCGAGGGGAACGUGCAGCAGGCACAGGGAAUCCUUGGCCACUCCUCUGUGACAGAGCAGGGCCUGGCCCAGGUGGGCAACACGCUGGCUGCCGUCAGAGAGCAGCUGCGAGGCAUCAAUCCUGACUUUCGUUUUCUGGAUGACACCGCCUCCCUCUCGAGGGAGCUGGAAGCCCUCAACAGCAGCUUGCUGCUCACUAACUCCCAGUAUCAGAGCAAGAAGACCCAGUUUGAAACCAGCCUCAGCACAGACCUGUCAGGAGCCUUCAAGACCAUCCGAUCUGCUUACCAGACCUCCAGCAAUGCCAGCAGACUGGUCACCAGUGCCUCUGGGCUGCUGGCUGAGGCCCGGGAGAGCCGCAGGAGCGCCGAGGGGCUGGAGGGGGGGCUUGAAGGGACCACCUCCAGGCUGCUGACCCUGCAGGGAGAGAUGGCCUCAUCCCCCAACCUGACCCCUGUCAUAAACAAGGUUUGUGGUGGGUUCCGAGUGCAGACCUGCACACCCACUCACUGCGAGGGGCUGCUCUGCCCACGGGACAACAGCUCUGCCUGCAGACCUGGCCAGCCCUGCCAUGGCAUCUUCCCUCUGGCCAGUGGGGCCCUGGCUGCAGCUGGGGAAGCAUCCAGGGAAUUCGGCAGCCUGAGCACCCGGCUCCGCGAGACGGCACAGCUGAUUAAAACAACAGAGAUGUCUGCAAGCCAGAUCCAGAGCAACGCUCGGCGCCUGGUGGAGCAGCUGGGUGUGACCAGGACCCAGAUGGAAGGGGACGUGCGGCGCAUCCGGCAGUUCAUCCAGAGGGUUCGAGACUUCUUGUCAGACAAGGACACGGAUCCUGCUGCUAUCCAGGAAAUCAGUGAGUCAGUUCUCUCCCUGCGUCUCCCCACGGAUGCUGCUGCAGUCCUGAGAAAAAUGACCGAGAUCCAGAAGUUGGCCACUCAGCUGCAGUGCCCCGAGGACAUCCUUGCCCAGACAGCUGAGGACAUUGCCAAGGCCAAGCAGCUUCAGCAGGAGGCAGAACAGGCCAGGAACCGGGCAAAUGCUGUGGAGGGCAGCGUGGAGGAGGUGGUGGGGAACCUGCAGCAGGCAAACACGAUGCUCCUGGAGGCCCAGGGAGCCAUCAGGGGCUCCGGCUCUUCCCUUCGCUUCAUCCGGGAGCGCGUUGAUGAGAUCGAGGCAGUCCUCGGCCCAGCCCAGAAGAACGUGGCUGCCAUCGGGGCGCAGCUGGACGGGCUGGGGGAGCGGCUGGAGCGGCUGCAGCGCGGGGCCGACCAGAACCGCCUGCGCGCCACGGACACGCGGGACACGGCCGAGACAGCGGGGCAGCAGGCCAGGAGUGCCCAGCAGGCUUUUGAACAAGUGAAGCAAAUGUACUCUGAGCUGAAGAGCAGGAUGGAGCAGAGCCCAGCACUGGGAGAGCAGGGCAGCAGAGUGCAGAGCAUAGGCCAGGAGGCACGGGCUCUGUUUGAGGAAACCUUGGGCAUCAUGCUCAGGAUGGAAACUUUAGAGACAGAAAUCCAGGACAGCAACAAGGCUUUGAUGUCCAAGUGGUCCAGGCUGUCGGGGCUGGAGGACCAGGUGACAAAGAUCCGAAAUGCCAUCAAAAAGAAAGUCUCAUACUACGAUAGCUGCUCCUGAGAGAGCCACCACACCCCAGAGGCACUGCCUGCCUCCUCUGCAGACACUGACUGCUCUAUUUAUUCCCAUUUUCCGGCUCAGUAUCUCUAUUUUUAGCAAAUUAAGUUUCUGUACCUCUGGAAAAGAGCUGCACUGAACCAAAGGAGCAACCCCAUGGAGAAGGUUGGAUUGGCUGAAGCUGCCCAGUGGUUGGAGGAAAAAAGGGGGAGAGACAUCAGUCUCCUGUGACAAAUAAAAACAUCCCCAAGUGGUUAUUUCCAGAUGGGUUUAUAAACCAAGCAAUGUUUUUUCUUGUUUUAGCCAGUUCAAGCUCUUUAGGCUGAAUGUCACUGUUCAAAUUAAAACUGCCAUGUGGGGUCUUUUUAAAGCAUGUUUUUCCUUUUAAUCCUUCAAACUUGCCAUGGCUCCAGCGCUUCCA